Messenger RNA from Vigna umbellata (rice bean), 4449 nucleotides. The record is from RefSeq and is a predicted model, not a curated record. NCBI's taxonomy places the organism in Eukaryota, Viridiplantae, Streptophyta, Magnoliopsida, Fabales, Fabaceae.
UUCGCUAUAAUGGCUCAAAACCAAGCAUCUUCUUCUACUUCUAUUGUGUCAAAAUACCGUUACGAUGUUUUUCUUAGUUUUUGUGGAGAUGAUACCCGUUUUGGUUUCACUGGUAAUCUGUACAGUGCUUUGAGUGAAAGGGGAAUCUUGACCUUCAUCGAUGAUGAAGCUCUCAGAAAGGGAGAAGAGAUCACACCUUCUCUUCGCAAGGCAAUCCAAGAAUCCAGGAUAUCCAUCAUUGUUUUCUCCCAAAACUAUGCUUUCUCAACAUUUUGUUUGGACGAACUUCUCCAUAUCAUUGAGUGCCGAACAAAACAGAACAUGCUGAUUUUUCCAGUGUUUUAUGACGUAGAGCCAUCACAAGUGCGAAAUCAAACAGGGAGUUACCAAGAAGCAUUUGCAAAGCUUGGUGAAAGAUUCAAAGAUGACAUUCAGAAGCUUCAACAAUGGAGGCGGGCUUUGUAUGAUGCUGCUAAUUUGUCUGGUUUGCAUUUCAAAUCUGGUGAAAAGUAUGAGUCUAAUAUAGUGAAAAAGAUCAUAAAAGAGAUCUCCGAUAGUUUUAAGCGGUCUCCCUUACAUAUUGCUGAGUAUCCUGUUGGUUUGAAAGAUCGGAUGCAACAGAUACAAGAACUCAUGGGUGGUGAGUUUGAUAAGAAAGUGACCAUGCUUGGGAUUCAUGGAAUGGGAGGAAUAGGAAAAUCAACUCUUGCACGUGCGAUGUACAACUUGAUGGAAGAUCAAUUUGAAGCUUCGCAAUUUCUUGCUAAUGUCAGGGAAAAAGGUCUGGUGCAUAUCCAAGAGACAAUGCUGUCUGAGUUGGUGGGGGAAAGAAAUAUCAAGUUAGGAGAUGUGCAUCGAGGAAUUCCAAUACUACAACACAGACUUUGUGGGAAAAAAGUCCUCCUUGUGCUUGAUGAUAUUAGCAAAAAAGAACAAUUGCAAGCAACUGUUGGAGGACUUGAUUGGUUUGGCCCUGGUAGCAUCGUCAUCAUAACAACAAGGGAUAAGCAUUUGUUAGAUGUUCAUGGAGUUCAAAAACAGUACAUGGUUGGUGAAAUUAACCAUAUGGAAGCCCUUGAAUUGUAUAAGUGGAAUGCUUUCAAGAACAAAGAAGUUGAUCCAUGUUACAAGGAAGUCAUAAAGCGUGCAGUGUGGUAUGCCGAUGGCCUUCCAUUGGCUUUGGAAACGAUAGGCUCGCACUUUGAAAAGUAUGAGUCUAAUAUAGUGAAAAAGAUCAUAAAAGAGAUCUCCGAUAAUUUUAAGCGGUCUCCCUUACAUAUUGCUGAGUAUCCUGUUGGUUUGAAAGAUCGGAUGCAACAGAUACAAGAACUCAUGGGUGGUGAGUUUGAUAAGAAAGUGACCAUGCUUGGGAUUCAUGGAAUGGGAGGAAUAGGAAAAUCAACUCUUGCACGUGCGAUGUACAACUUGAUGGAAGAUCAAUUUGAAGCUUCGCAAUUUCUUGCUAAUGUCAGGGAAAAAGGUCUGGUGCAUAUCCAAGAGACAAUGCUGUCUGAGUUGGUGGGGGAAAGAAAUAUCAAGUUAGGAGAUGUGCAUCGAGGAAUUCCAAUACUACAACACAGACUUUGUGGGAAAAAAGUCCUCCUUGUGCUUGAUGAUAUUAGCAAAAAAGAACAAUUGCAAGCAACUGAUGGAGGACUUGAUUGGUUUGGCCCUGGUAGCAUCGUCAUAAUAACAACAAGGGAUAAGCAUUUGUUAGAUGUUCAUGGAGUUCAAAAACAGUACAUGGUUGGUGAAAUUAACCAUAUGGAAGCCCUUAAAUUGUAUAAGUGGAAUGCUUUCAAGAACAAAGAAGUUGAUCCAUGUUACAAGGAAGUCAUAAAGCGUGCAGUGUGGUAUGCCGAUGGCCUUCCAUUGGCUUUGGAAACGAUAGGCUCGCACUUGUUUGGCAAAACCUUGGAUGAAUGGGAAUCUGCAUUAGAAACUUAUGAGAGAAUUCCAAAUAGAGGUGUUCAGGAUGUUCUUAAAGUUAGCUAUGAUAGUUUGGAGGUUUCUCACCAAGAAAUGUUUCUUGACAUAGCUUGCUUCUUUAGAGGACGGUCUCGUGGAUACGUUACAAAUACGCUUGAGGCAAGAGGUGGUGUUCCUCCACAUUUUGGUCUGAAAGUGCUGGAAGAAAGAUCUCUCAUUAAAAUUCGGAAAUGUCCACAUGAUGCUGUGGAAAUGCAUGACAUGAUUCGGUGUAUGGGAAAAGAAAUAGCUAGACAACAAUCAACUCUGCGUCGCAAUGGUCCUAGGUUGUGGAUUUACGAGGACAUUGUUUGCGUGUUGGAGAAAAACAAGGAAAAUUAUAAAAUUGAAGCGAUGAUGUUGGAGAUGCCAGAACACCAAGAAGAAAUGCAAUGCAAUUUAGAGUUUGGAAAAAUACAAAGCUUACGGAUGCUUCUUGUAGAAAAGAAUGUUGGCUUUCUUAGAAUCCCUGCUACUCUGCCAAACAGUUUGAGAGUGCUGGAAUGGCGUGGAUAUCCUGAACCUUCUUUACCGAGCAAUUUUCAUUUCAAGAAUCUUGUCAUACUCAACUUGUCACACAGUUACUUUAGAUGGGACAAACCACUACAGAAUUCAAAGGUUUUGAGACACUUGAUUCUCAGAGGUUGUAAGAAUAUUAGACGAAUACCUGACAUCUCUGGUUUCCCCAAUUUGACAAUACUUAGUGUUGCUGAAUGCACAAAUCUGUCUGAGAUUGAUGAUUCAGUUGGAUCUUUACUUCAUCUUAAAGUGUUUUGUGCUGGAGGAUGUACCAAGCUCAAAAUUGGUCCAAGUCGCAUAGAGUUGAAAUCUUUGGAGCAUCUGUGCUUUGGGGGCUGCAGCAGUCUUGUUAUGUUUCCAGAAGUAUUGGCACCAAUGCACAAACUAAAACAAGUUUACUUGGGAGGAACUGGCAUAAGAAAUCUGCCACUGUCAAUGCAAGAUCUUAGGGGUAUUGAAGUAUUUUCCCUGGGGAAAGGCCAAAUGCUUGAAAUUAAUGAAUCGUCCAAUUUCUUUCAAAACCUGCCAAUGUUCUUUCCUAAUUUAAAAACAUUAUAUUUACAAAACUUAGACAUUACAAUCCUUCCUGCCAGCAUUGAAGAAUGUCACUCUUUGAAAUAUCUGCACGUCACCAACUGCAAGAAGCUUCAAGAAAUUAGAGGACUUCCAUUGAAUAUUUAUCAGUUCUACGCAGCAAACUGUUCUGUUGAAGUCAACUCUUUAAUAUUAAAACUCAGGCAGGCCAUUGAUUCUGCUGCAAUGAGAAUCUGUUUACUUCCCGGUCGGGAAAUCCCAGAAUUGUUUGACCACUCUAGCGGGGGAAAUUCUGUAAGAUUUUGGUUUCGUAAAGAAUUGCCCUCUCUCGCUGUGUGUACUAUUAUUGGAGCCUCCAAUAAUGUCAAGCCUCCUUUCGCUGCCAGGAUUGAUUACUAUGUUAGAGUAAAAAAUAAUUUUGAGUGUGUUCGUUAUAUCGUUUUUAUUAAUAUAGAAUGGAUAACUGAGGAUAGUCACAUAAUUAUAGUCAAUAUUCAAAAUGAUUUUCACCGUCAAUUGAAUUCGGAUGUUCAGAAAGCGCUUCUGACGAAUAAGUGGAUUCCUGGAAUAAUAAGGUUGACGAUAAAUCCAGAAAGUGAUUCAAGUAAGUUGGGAGAAAUCAGAACGACAGGAGUUUAUGUACAUCGAAAAUUGAGUAGAAUGGAGGAUGUUCGGUUCUCAAAUCCUCGUAGAAGAUAGAUCCUUGUGAUCUAGUACUAUGGAACAUAAACUUGUGUUGCUUGGUGAGGCACCUCUUUAUUCGACCCUACAACCCCAUUAGAAUCUGUUAUUGGUGAACAACCUUUGAAUUAUGAGUACAACAAUUCAGAUUCAAAAGAAUCGGCAUCCAGUGUUGACUACAAUAACCAAGAAGGAGUACUUGUAGAUGAUCAACUAAUAGUAGCUCCAAGUUCUGCAGAGACGCAAAAUGCCGAGGCCAAAAGAAAAAUGGCACCACUGAUAUCAGAACUUUCAAGUGAGUUCAAUGCUCGUGUAAGUAAGAAAAUUGAGUCCACAUCAUCCCAGUCACGUAAAGUUUAUGAAGUAGAAGAUGUUUCGAAACUCAGAAUCAGUUCAGAAAUAUAUAGUCUUGGAAAUUCAGACACACCAAAGGCUGACCAGGAUUAAGAAAAUGAAAGAAGAAUUAGGAGAGAAACUCGGUGCUAUUAAAGCCGACAUCUCUGCCAUUGAAGCUAACAACUCUUCCAUUAAAGCUAACAUCUCAGACAUUAAAGUAUAUUUCUGCAGACUGAUCAGAGGUACAACAAUUGAAAUAGAAUUUCUACGCAGCUAGCAUGUGAUGGAUCAAAAUAAUAUUAUUUCCAAUUUUUCAGAAUCUAAAAUUUGAAGGUUUAAUGGGAGUUUUGGAUGCAUCUAAGUAUAAUAAAGAUGUUAUUUUGACAAUGGAAUAUCGAAACGCUUAUGGUA